GACAGCUGCGCGACAGCCACGCCCGGGGGCAGGGGACAGUGACACCCCGGGAGGGCACACGGCAUGGCACACUCGGGAUGCGUGUGGGGACACGGGCUGUGAGGACAGCCACGGGCAGGGGGGCUCGAGGUGGCGCGGGAUGUGGGGACAGCCAUCCUUGGUGACGCGGGGAGCCAGGACACGGGGACAGCCUGGGAGAGCGGAGACUUGGGACGAGGGGACAGCCCCGCCUGGGGACAGCCACCAUCCAAAGCGCUGCUCGUGGGGACACCGGCGACACGGGGGCAACGGCGACACGGGGCAACGGCGACACGGGGGCAACGGUGACAGGGGGACAACGGCGACACGGGGACAUCGCCACUCCCGGCUCUCUGUGUCCCCAGAGCUCGCGGUGACCGCCACCCCGUCCCCGCCGCCCCGGCCACCCCCGGACCAUGAACGUGCUGGCUCCGGUCCGCAGGGACCGGGUCAUCGCCGACCUGCCCGCGUGCUUUCGGAAGGAGGCCGCCCUGCACGCCCGCCCCGCCUUCCACCCCGCCGUGGCCAGCGCCUGCCGGGAGCAGCGCACGGGCACCGUGGGGUUCAAGAUCUCCAAGAUCAUCGUGGUGGGCGACCUGUCGGUGGGGAAAACGUGCCUGAUCAACCGAUUCUGCAAGGACACUUUUGAUAAGAACUACAAGGCGACCAUCGGGGUGGAUUUCGAGAUGGAGCGGUUCGAGGUGCUGGGCGUGCCCUUCAGCCUGCAGCUGUGGGACACGGCCGGCCAGGAGCGUUUCAAGUGCAUCGCCUCCACCUACUACCGAGGAGCACAGGCCAUCGUGAUUGUCUUCGAUGUCAACGACGUGGGGUCCCUGGAGCACACACGGCAGUGGCUGGCUGACGCCCUGAAGGAAAACGACCCAUCCAACGUGAUCCUCUUCCUGGUGGGCUCCAAGAAGGACCUGAGCACCCCAGCCCAGUACAGCCUGAUGGAGAAGGACGCUCUCAAGGUGGCCCAGGAGAUGCAGGCAGAGUACUGGGCUGUGUCCUCGCUCACCGGGGAGAACGUGCGGGAUUUCUUCUUCCGGGUGGCGGCGCUGACCUUCGAGAGCAGCGUGCUGGCCGAGCUGGAGCGCGGCAGCAGCACCCGCAGGAUCGGCGACACCGUGCGGAUCAGCAGCAAGGAGAGCGACCUGUACCUGUCCACGCCCCGCAAGAAACCCAAGUGCUGCCAGUGAGGGGCAGCCCCAGCCCCCUCCGUGCUCUGGACCAAAGAGGGGCGACCCCGGCCGGCCCCGAGGAGACGUCCCUGCCACCCCCAGCCCCCCCAGCCCCCGGCCUGCCUGGGCACCCCCGGCUGGGGCGGGCAGGAGCCCCCGGGUGGCUCUGCAGCUAUGCAAACCCAGGUACUGCU
Messenger RNA from Passer montanus (Eurasian tree sparrow), 1393 nucleotides. It is a transcript of the gene RAB34, whose product is annotated as RAB34, member RAS oncogene family. The record is from RefSeq and is a predicted model, not a curated record. Gene Ontology annotation, molecular function: GTPase activity; GTP binding. The transcript is spliced from 10 exons. Gene Ontology annotation, biological process: endocytosis; phagosome-lysosome fusion. Lineage: Eukaryota; Metazoa; Chordata; Aves; Passeriformes; Passeridae. The coding region runs from base 435 to 1217 and encodes 260 amino acids.